Molecule: messenger RNA, 2416 nt
Organism: Chanos chanos (milkfish)
Lineage: Eukaryota; Metazoa; Chordata; Actinopteri; Gonorynchiformes; Chanidae
Gene: abcd4
Product: ATP-binding cassette, sub-family D (ALD), member 4
Exons: 20
Coding region: 272-2185 (637 amino acids)
Biological process (GO): peroxisome organization; fatty acid beta-oxidation; long-chain fatty acid import into peroxisome
Cellular component (GO): peroxisomal membrane
Molecular function (GO): ABC-type transporter activity; ATP hydrolysis activity; ATP binding
Source: RefSeq, a predicted model, not a curated record
GUGUGACCGUGUCCAGAUAAAUCGACGAUGACAGAGGUCUGAGCAACGCUGACUCUUCCUCGAUCAUGAUGAUGCCUGUUUGUUGACGGCCACGCUGCCUUUUAGAAGACAGACUCUGCUGUUGUGCGUCUGAAAAUAUUUGAGACUGUCAGAUGAAUUGUCAUGCAUUUGACCUCGUCAAAGACACAGCACUGAACACUCAUUUUACAACACCCGACCCUUUGGCACGUGAACUACUUUGCCUUUCCUAUGUCUUUACUGUCCCGAUAUCAUGCCGCAAGUGACAAAUGCCAAAAGAUCAAAACUGGAUCUGAGGUUUCUGCGAAGGUUCUGUCAUAUUUUAAAGAUCCUUUUUCCCCGCCUGUGCAGUCGAAGCGCGCUUAUGUUUUUGACUCUGCUUGGAAUCACUCUUUUAGUCCAGCUGGUUAUUUAUCAAGUGGGCCUCAUUCCAAGCCAGUUUUACCAGGUCCUGGCAGAUAAGAACCAUGACAGGUUUAAAAGACUGGUUACAUUUGCAGUUCUACUCAUCCUGAUCAAUGCAAUGUUAAAAAGCCUGGACCAGUAUGUCUGUGGUCUGUUAUAUGUGAACUGGAGAAAGUCCCUCACAGAGGAGCUUCACAGAGCCUAUUUCCAUGGCCGGGUCUACUACACACUCAACGUUCUCAGACAAGACAUCGACAACCCAGACCAGAGAAUUGGCCAGGAUGUGGAGCGGCUGUGUAAAGAGAUGAGCAGUAUAGCCAGCAAGCUUGUCAUUUCUCCCUUUACAGUGGCCUACUACACUUACCAGUGCUUCAGUAGCACAGGUUGGAUAGGAGUUGGCAGUAUAUUUGCAUAUUUCUUGAUUGGAACGGUCAUCAACAAGAUGCUCAUCGGACCUAUUGUGCCAACUCUGAUGGAGCAGGAGAAACUGGAAGGAGACUUCAGGUUUAAGCAUAUGCAAGUUCGAGUCAACGCAGAAUCUGCUGCUUUCUACAGGGCAGGGAUGGUGGAGCACAUGAGAACCGACCAAAGGCUUCAGACUCUUCUGAAAAAACAGAGAAGCCUGAUAAACAAAGAAUUAUGGCUGUACAUCGGGGUGAACACCUUUGACUAUUUAGGAAGCAUCCUCAGCUAUAUCGUCAUUGCCAUCCCAAUAUUUGCGGGAGUUUACAAUGAACUGACUCCUGGAGAGCUCAGCGCACUCAUCAGUAAGAAUGCCUUUGUCUGCAUCUACCUGAUAAACUGUUUCACUCAGCUAAUUGACCUGUCCACCACAGUCUCAGAUAUAGCUGGAUACACACACAGGAUUGGAGAACUGAGGGAAGUGAUGGAUGACAUCAGCAGGAAGGAGAACGACAGUGACCCUCCUCCAGGAGAUGAACCUCAGGGAAAUAACCAGGAGGUCUGCAGUGGUCUGUCAGACACAGCGUUUGUCCUGGACCGACUGUCGUUCAGGUCGCCCUACUCUGAGGAGCUCCUGGUGAAGGACUUGAGUCUGAGGAUUAGCCAGGGAGUACACCUGCUGGUUGUGGGGAACACAGGCACUGGGAAGACGUCCCUGCUCAGAGUCCUCAGCCGACUGUGGGAGUCCUCUAACGGCUCAGUUAAAAUGAGUACGUGUUUUGGACCCAGAGGAAUCCUCUUCCUGCCUCAGAAGGCCUACCUCACCGACGGGACCCUGAGAGAACAGGUGAUCUAUCCACUGAAGGACAUAUAUCCAGUCUUGGACCAUGACCCUCAGUCACUGACUAGUGUUAAGGGUGCUGAUUUGCCAGAAAAGGAUAUGUGUGAGGGUGAUUCAGCUGAUGUGUGCUUCGUACCUCUCCAUGAGCAGAAUGGACCAACAGACGAUGAGAGAAUUUUGCGAUACCUGGAGCUGGCUGGAGUAUCAGGUCUACUGAAGAGGACGGGAGGACUGGACGAAAGGGUGGAGUGGAACUGGUAUGACGUGUUGUCUCCAGGGGAGACUCAGAGACUGUGCUUCGCAAGGUUGUUUUAUUUGCAGCCCAAAUACGCAGUGCUGGACGAGGCGACCAGUGCACUGACGGAGGAGGCGGAGGAGCAGCUGUAUCAGACCUGUAAACAGCUGGGAAUGACCCUGAUCAGCCUGGGUCACCGCAGCACUCUGGAAAAGCACCAUGACGUAAUGCUGCGGCUGUGUGGAGGUGGACGGUGGGAGCUUAGCAAACUUAAAGAAGAAUGAGCCGGAAGUGGAGCCUCCAGGCCUCCUCCACAGAGAGAGAGAAGCCUCCAGGCAUCCAGGGAGAGGAGAUCUUAGUGAAAUGUGCCUCUCAUCAGUACCAUGAACCACUGAACCAGCUUACUGUGGUGACCCCACACACUCAUCACAGUGACCAGUUUCAUCUGUGCCUUCUGCAAUGUUUGUCUUCUUUGUUUGUGUGGCGCUUUAUAAAUGUGUGUUUACAAUGUUUAC